Messenger RNA from Ochlerotatus camptorhynchus, 854 nucleotides. Its product is annotated as putative peptidyl-tRNA hydrolase PTRHD1. The record is from RefSeq and is a predicted model, not a curated record. Lineage: Eukaryota; Metazoa; Arthropoda; Insecta; Diptera; Culicidae. The transcript is spliced from 2 exons. Gene Ontology annotation, molecular function: peptidyl-tRNA hydrolase activity. Bases 61 to 420 code for a protein of 119 amino acids.
UUUUGCCGGCCGGUUCCUUUAGUUUUACCCGAAAGUACGUUCUUAUUCCUUGAUUCCGCUAUGACGAGUGCCGCCAAGCUGGUUCAGUAUGUGAUAGUGAACGGAGAGAUUGCCAAAAGUUGGCCAAAGGGUGCCGUGAUAGCCCAGUGUUGUCAUGCGGUAUCGGCCGUCUCGCAUCUGUAUGCCAGUGAUCCGGAUACGGUAGAGUAUUUCAAGGAUUUGGAUAACAUGCAUAAAGUAGUACUAGAGGCUCCGGAUGCUGGCAAAUUGAAUGGAUUGGGUGAGGUGCUCCUGCAGAACGACAUCAAGCAUAAGGUAUGGAUCGAACAGCCAGAAAAUAUACCCACCUGCAUUGCACUGAAGCCCUACCGGAAAGAGGACGUUCAAAAGUAUGUUAAGAAAUUCAAACUUCUAAGUUAGAUUUUGGAUGCAUUUUUCCUAAGCAUAAAACAAUAGCUUAACGAUAAAUAAAUAUUGUGAAAAUUCUCCGAAGCAAACGUCAAGAGCAAGAUCGCUUUGAAGGUUUUUAUUAUUGUUUCGGUUUUUAUGAGCAAUUUUAUUAAUGUUGAGGUACGGAGGCCACUGCAGAGCUAGAUGUAACGAAGCGAGAAGGCAGUACUGUGGUGAGGUGUGAUUUUUCAUCUGGUAUUACGUAAGGUUCUGCUCUUUUUUUUUUGGGUCGCCGGCAAAAAAGUAAAUAUAUUGGAAACAAUAUUUAUACUGUGAAACUCGCUCGCACACUUGUUAUUAUAAGCAGCGUGGGCUGGCAUAAAAAGUUAAAGAUAUGUGGCCUCCUACUAAACGACAUUCUUUACUGUGAUUCAUAAGCAGAUUCGCUGGUGGACGUGAAACAA